UUUUCACACUUUUAUAGAGUCUGCAUGAAAGUAUCAGGAAGGCUGUUGUCUUCUUAGAAGGUCGACUUCCACAACUGACCAAUCCUUACGCUGUUGCGAUGACGUCUUACGCCAUGUCCAAUGCUGACAAACUCAAUAAAGACAUCUUGAUCAGACACUCCUCACAAGGAGAAGCCGGUCGGUCCUGGACUGUCCCUGGACAGCAUCAUCACUCACUAGAGGCGACGGCUUAUGCUGUGCUGGCGCUUGUGAAGGCAAAAGACUUUGAUAAAGCAGGAGAAGCAGUGCACUGGCUGAACAGACAACAGUCUCAUUAUGGAGGAUCUGGCACCACACAGGCGACCAUCAUGGUGUUUCAGGCCGUGGCAGAGUAUCGCACGCAGGUGAAGGACCGACAAAACUUCAAUAUGGAAGUGGAGCUGUCUGUAGCAGGAAGAAGCAAACCUGUCAGAUAUACUAUCAAAAGAGAGAAUGCACACCUUACGUGGUCACACAAGGUGGAGAUAAACAAGGACUUCAAUGUAACUGCUAAAGGAACUGGAAAAGCCACUCUCUCAGUUCUGACGAUGUACUAUGCCAGACCUGUUGAGAAGAAAUCUGACUGUACUUUCUUUAAUCUGACUGUUAAAUUGGAGAAAGAAAAUGAAACAAAACAAGGAGCCAUUGCAAGUUACAAGCUCACUAUGGAUUUCAUCUACAAAAGUGAUAAAACCGAUGCCACCAUGACUGUUCUGGACAUUGGUUUACCGACUGGAUUUGAAGUUGAAGAACAUGAUCUUAAACAGUUGUCUUCAGGGAAGGAGAGAUACAUUCAGAAAUAUGAAAUGAAUGAAGUUCUGUCAGAGCGAGGAUCCCUCAUCCUCUACUUAGAUAAGGUUUCUCAUAAAGAGAAAGAAGUAAUUUCCUUGAGAAUGCACCAGCUGUAUGAUGUGGGUCUGCUACAGCCUGCUUCAGUCACAAUAUAUGAAUAUUACUCACCAGAUGCACGCUGUACAAAGUUCUACCACCCUAAAAGGACAGAUGCUGCGAUAUACAAACUGUGUAAAGGAGACCUGUGCCUGUGUGCAGAAGAGAACUGCAGUUACCAGAAGAAGAAUCAUGUCGGAGAUGAGGAGCGUUCGGAUAGACCCUGUGAAGCUGGCAUGGAUUAUGUUUAUAAAGUCACAGUGGUGGGGAUGGAUCUGAAACAGCACUCUGACAUCUAUGACAUGAAGGUGGAGCUGGUGCUGAAAGAAGGUACAGUUUAUUAUUAUUCUGUGUCCAUCUUAAGAAUAUAGCUGACAGUUAUUAUU
This is a messenger RNA of Carassius gibelio (silver crucian carp), 1292 nucleotides long. Its product is annotated as complement C3-like. Gene Ontology annotation, cellular component: extracellular region. Bases 99 to 1277 code for a protein of 392 amino acids. Gene Ontology annotation, molecular function: protein binding. The record is from RefSeq and is a predicted model, not a curated record. NCBI's taxonomy places the organism in Eukaryota, Metazoa, Chordata, Actinopteri, Cypriniformes, Cyprinidae. The transcript has 12 exons.